Messenger RNA from Parastagonospora nodorum SN15, 1389 nucleotides. RefSeq lists its product as hypothetical. The record is from RefSeq and is a predicted model, not a curated record. The transcript has a single exon. NCBI's taxonomy places the organism in Eukaryota, Fungi, Ascomycota, Dothideomycetes, Pleosporales, Phaeosphaeriaceae. Bases 1 to 1389 code for a protein of 462 amino acids.
AUGUCAACCGAGAAGUCGGCAAUUGCCACAUACAAGGAGGACACUGAGGCACAGAACCAAGCAUCGGGCCGCUCCGUGGAGUCAGGGGUCAGGGCGAGCCGUCUCCAACGAUGGCGUCUCCAUUGGCUCACUGCCUACCGUGUCCUUGUCGCCAUCACGUUGGUCAUUAACGCACUCAUACUGGGUCUGUUGAUUAAGCUCGAACUUCCUCGACCUAAUGUCCUCGUUGCAACCGCUGCCAAUCUCCUCAUCUCCAUCCUCGUUCGACAGGAGGAUCUUAUCAACCUGAGCUUCGGCCUCAUUGCGCGCAUACCUUCGAGCACACCAUUGGGACUACGCAAAGUCAUCGCGGACUUCCAUCACUAUGGCGGCAUACACAUUGGCUGUGCAGUAUCGGCGUUGCUCUGGUACUGCGUCUUUGUGUACGCCAAUACACGUAGCUGUAUCACGGCGGCGCAGUACGGAGGAAUGACAAACUGGCAUUGGGCAGAUAUCAUUACAUGCUACGUGUUCCUCGUCUUCAUCGCUGCGAUGUGCCUUACAGCCAUACCACACCUCCGGGAGAAGAUACACAAUCAAUUCGAGCGCAUCCAUCGCUUUGGUGGCUGGCUAUCGCUGGCUGUCCUUUGGAUCAAUGCCGGCAUCACCACCAUAAUCGAACCCAGCCAUACCCCCUUGUACAAAAGCAAGUCCAUCUGGCUCCUCACAGCCGCAACCCUGGUAAUCAUCCUCCCGUGGCUUCGCAUCCGCCGCGUCGCCAUCACCGCCCAAUCCAUUUCCAGCCGCGAAGUCAAACUCACAUUUCCCUUCACCAACAUGCCCUACACAUCGACAUGCCGCUUCAGCCUCUCCCCCGUCAUUGAAUGGCACGCCUUUGCCACCAUCCCCAGCCCCGACGGCCUCUCCGCACACAUCAUCAUCUCCGCCGCCGGCGACUGGACAAAGCGCAUCAUCUCCGCCCCGCCCUCGACAAUCUGGAUCCGCAACCCCCCGGCUGCGAAUUUCCUCGCUUUCUGCCCCGUCUUCAACUCGCUGCUCCUCGUCGCCACCGGCGCAGGCAUCGGCCCCAUGCUCUCGCUCCUCUCCUCGCCCGCCAUCGCGCGCAUGCGAUCCCAAGGACGUGUUGUGAGAGUCAUGUGGUGCGUCUACGACCCCAACGCGCCGCACUGGGAAUUCGUCCAAGACAUGAUCCGCGCGGUUGAUCCUGCGCCGCGCAUUUUCGACUCGAGAACCGGUCGCCCGGAUAUGGCGUUUGAAGCACGCGAUUUGGCGGAGAAGGAGAAUAUCGAGGCGGUCAUGGUGGUGAGCAAUAAGAAGGUUACGAACCAGGUUGUGGCGGAGGUUAAGGGGCAUGGGGGUGCGGCGUAUGGGGCAGUGUUUGAUUCGUAG